GCAGGAAAAGGAGGAAGAGAGAAAGGAGGACCAGAGUCCCAGCAGCAGACCAUGGCAACAGCGACAGCAGUAGAGCUGCUUGAGAUUGAGAAGAACCGGCUUGAAAAUGCAGUGAAGCAUUUGCUCAGGUCCAACGAAGAGCUUGCAGAAGCUCUCCAGAGUUCCCCAGACCCUGACUUUGAGCAGGCAAUUGACGAGAAUAGAAAGGUGGUAGAUGAAAUGAGAGAGAAGAUCGCAAGGCUGGAAGAGGAGCUGCACGAUUUGCGUGGUCCUCAUCAAGUUCCUGCAUCAGCUGAUGAACUCGUGAGGCAUGAUGCGCAGGCAAGAACGCAGCAAGAUGGAAAUCAGAGAGAAGAACCAUUUCGAGCAAGGCAAAGAAUUCCCGCAGGUGGCGAGCAUCCCAUGGGAAAUGGAAAUGGGGCUGUCAGUAUGGAGACUGAUUCUGGGCCGACUGCUGAUUCGAUACAUAGGGAAGAAGACCAUUGGAUGUGAGAGCCAUAGCUGCUUUGGCAAUG
Molecule: messenger RNA, 515 nt
Organism: Chara braunii
Lineage: Eukaryota; Viridiplantae; Streptophyta; Charophyceae; Charales; Characeae
Source: the annotation of a GenBank genome assembly